AUGAUAACCCGCCUCUCCAAUCACGGCACCGCAAAGGCAGAGCCUGGCGAAAAGGAGAAGAGGGAUUCAGGAGGUGUGCGUGAUGGACGGCCCGACAGCUCAAUCGCUGCGUGAAGAUUCCCUCCUCUUUCCCCACCCAUCGCCAAUAAUGGGCGGGGGUGAAACAAUGGGAGGAAAAGGAGGUGGAGGCAGGAAAAUGGCAGCGGCUGGGACAGCGGCGCUAACGGCAAGACGAGGCGAUGGUGGCGGCGGCGGCAGCAACAGUGGCCCGAGGCGGCGGGCGACGUCGGCAGCUCGGUGGCCUGCGCUUUUGCUGGUGGCGGCUCUUAGCCUGGUCCAGGUUUCAGCGGUAGAAGUCUACACACCAGGCGAACUCUCUGUGGAGAAUGGGACAAAGGCAAAACUGGAGUGCACAUUCACAUCUACAGAGGUGAUCAGCAGUGCAGCUUCUGUUACUUGGAGUUUUCAAGCAGAGGGAGCACCUUCUGCUGUAUCGUUCUUCUAUUAUUCCAAUGGAAAGGCAUAUCCUGGGAAAGAUGCACCAUUUAUGGACAGAAUCAGCUGGUCUGGAGAUCUUAACAAGAAAGAUGCAUCCAUCAGUAUAGCAGACAUGAGAUUUCAGGACAAUGGCACUUAUAUCUGUGAUGUGAAGAACCCUCCAGAUAUAGUUGUCACUCCAGGAGAAAUCAAACUCAGAGUUGUGGAAAGAGGUAACCUGCCUGUAUUUCCCCUUGCUCUUGUGGCAGGGGUAGCCAUUGGUGGAGUUCUGGGUUUAGUUUUGCUCAUCAUUCUUAUUGUGUGUGUUGUAUACAGAAAGAAGAAUUCUAAAAAGCAUUACUCCGGCUGCAGUACAUCUGAGAGCUUGGUGUCUCCAGUUAAGCAGGCUCCAAGGAAGUCCCCUUCUGACACAGUGGGUCUGGUAAACAGCGUGCCCAUCCGAUCGCACCAGGGCCCAGUAAUUUAUGCACAGUUAGAUCAUUCUGGUGGGCAUUACAGUGACAAGAUCAUCAAGUCAGAGUCUGUGGUCUAUGCUGACAUUCGGAAGAACUGAGGAGAUCCCAACUUACCCAAAGCUAAACAAAAAUUCUAACUGGAAUCGCUUGAAGAAAAAUGACCCAGAGAACUCACAUGUGGCCUUUGAUGCCUAGGCUAGGACCAAUGCAUGUGCAUACAGAGAGAAAGAGAUUAUAUAUGUAUUGUGUGUAAAUAGUCUAUUUAAUCGAACAGAAAUGAGACCAAUGUUGCAUGUUGAAAUAUGGUAAAAAUUCUGCUUAUAAAUUACCAAUAUUUUUUUUUAAUCUAGGAUAAGGGGAAGAAAGUGAAAGUUCAUAUUACACCUUUUAGAUAACUUGUCUUAAUUGUUUUGUGGAAAACUGGAAAAUUCCUGGAUAUUCUAAAUGGGGUUGAUACUUUGUUUUUACAGGUUCUGUUUCUCUGAUGAAAUGGACAUGAAGAAAACUGUUUCUGCAUGAUUCCUUUUCUAACUCUGGUGCUUUCCAUACUUUACUUUUUCAUAAAACUUGAUUCCUGUCCUCUGUCUUCAACAUCCAUUUAAUCUCUUUCCCUGGGGUGGGGGGGGGGAAGGAACAUUCCAUUUUCUCAUGGCUUCCAACCUAAUCUCAACUGGCUGGAGCCAAAUUUCAAUCUUUAGGGCAUUACUCUAACAUCAUUUAUACAGUCUUCAUAACUCUGUUUUAACAAGAAAGCAUUAACAGAAGUCCCUUUGCAUACCCUGCUAUAAGAUUAGUUCUUACAGGCAUAGUAGGAUUUUUUUGGUGUGGUGGUUAAGCGUGUUGGACUGUAAUCUGGAGAGCCAGGUUUGAUUCCCCACUCCUCCACAUGCAGCUGCUGGGUGGUCUUGGGUCAGUCACAGUUCUUUCAGAGCUGUUUUCUCAAGAGCAGUUCUCGAAGAGCUCUCUGAGCCCCACCUAUCUCACAGGGUGUUUGUUGUGGGGAGAGGAAGGGAAGGAGUUGAUAAACUGCUCUGUGACUCCCGAGUGAAGGGUGGGAUAUAAAUCCAAUCUCUUCUUCUAUAAAGGUGGAGCAUGUUUAUACUUUGAACAAGAGUGUAGUAGAGAAUGCAUGCUGAAUCUUUGCAGUUUGAUCCUGGCAUGGCUGUCAGUGAAACACCAGAAAGCACAGAAGGCUUGUUAGAAAAGGUCAUUUUAUUGUGAUUGUGAUCAGACUAUAAAGCAGUCUGUCUUCAUCUAAUCUCACUCCUGUGGGAAGAAGCCAUGAAAUGUGAUAGGCUUGCUGUGGUCUCAUUCUGCUUCAGAAGGGCAGGACCAGCAUACUCAUGUUACUAACUUUUAAUGCCUUGGUUCUCACAGAAACAAAAUGUUGUGUAGAGUUUUAUACUGUGUUGGGGCCAGCAUACUGCUACCUCCUCUGGUAUCUGGGACUAGUAAAAUACAUGUCCACAGAACUUGCUUUGGUUUUUAAAAAUUUCCAGUUACAAAAGGAAAAGACUGCUUCUCCUUGGUUAAGCAAAGUGCAGAUGUCUUCAGAUGUCUGAGAGCCAGUCUGGUGUAGUGGUUAAGAGCGGAGAACAGGGUUUGAUUCCCAAUUCCUACAUAUAGCCAGCUGGGUGACCUUGGACCAGUCACAGCUCUCUCAGAGCUGUCUCAGGGUGUCUGUUGUGGGGAGAGGAAGGGAAGGAAAUUGUAUGGUGCUCCAAGAUUCCUUUAGGUAGUGAAGGGUGGGAUAUAAAACUGACUCUUCUUGAGGUUUAUUUAUUUAUACUUGUUAUACUCAGAUAAACUGCAGGCAGAAAAAAAAUGUAAGCAAAAUUUAGUUUUUCACGUUUGAGUAUCUGAUGACUCAAUUUGUUCAAUAGGAGCAAUAAUAUAAUGAAAAUAUACAGAAUAGGGUUUAACUUUUAAGAUGCAGCAAGAAAGACCAGCUGCAGACAAUAUAAAAAGUUCACAUUCUCUACUGAAUGGAGCCUGUUUUGUUAUUUGAAAUUUGUUCUUGUGGUGGAGAAAUGGAAGACUUUCAUGGGUUUUUAAGCUUGCCCGUCACCCAGUAAUUAGUGCUACUUGUCUUCUGUAGGUCAGGAGCGAGAAGAAAGCAGAUCUGACUUGCCAGUGGGCCAUCGAGCACUGUCUUGUUGCUGAGAUUCUUGUGAAGCACGUGGGUCUACAUGGACCAUGGUGUGAGGCAGCACUCCUUGUUUUUGUAAACAAGAGGAUCAUGUAACACAGAUUAGUUAUGCCUUAACUAUUAUGUGAUCCUGAGUUAUGCAUUCUUGCUUCAUAAAUAUAAAAUAAUGGAUCAUGAAGGUUCUAGUGAAGAAAAAAAAGUUACAAGAUUUUAAGUUGGCUCAUUUCUGCUUUAGAUUGACUUCUAGUGAUGGAUGUUGUACUGCAGGGAAGAAGCCAAUCACGUACCGAAUCAUAAUAGAAAGGCUGAAAGUGAGGUAGGAUGUCUCACAUUGCAGUGGAAUGAAUUGCUAUCUCUCAUCUUUAUACCACUAUCCCCGUUGUGAAGUGUGAGAAAAUACUAAUAAGGCCUUCCUUAGUAUGAGUUACUUGUGACUAUCUGUACUUUGCUUAGACAUUAGUUUGAACCAGCAACAAAAUUAAAUGAUUUCUCAUGUAAGUCUUUAGUUCACAGGGUAGAAUCUACAGAUUAACAGAAUUCCUUGAUUCCAGCAUCUUUUACUGUCUCUCCUCCACUGCCCUACUUCUGUAUCUAAUUGUCAUCCACUUCCUGCCUUCUAUCACAAUGUAGAUAAAAAGCUGAUAUAACUUGCAGCUUUUCUGUGGGAUCUGUUCAAAACUGACUGCAUUAUACAUCCUAGGUCUCAGUAUUUUAGAAGCUUGAAUAUUGUUUAAUUUAGGAGUGAUUUCCUCAGCUCAGCGUCCCUUUUUAAAAUUCUGAGUUUUGUAAAACAAAGUAGCAAGCUUCUUGACAAAUGCAAGAGUGGCUGGUCUUUCCCAAUAGAAGAACACUUAUCAAGCAAAAAAAAAAAUCAAAAGACAUCACUCAGUAACAUUUUACUAGGUGUACCACAUGCUGUCCUUAGAUCUGUCAAUUAACCAACAGCUUUAAUUGAUCAGUCAUUGAAUAUUAUAUAUAUUUGCAUAUAUAUACUGCAGCAGUUCUAAAGAAACACACUGUCAGAAGAGGUGUUUCCUCCUGCAGGUGGAAAAGAUUGUGUUAUAGGAAGCAAACUACUGUAAUACCUAUGGAUUUUAAGUACUUGUAUUAAAAAGUCAGUGGCCCACUUAAUCAGGGCAGCUUUCUGUUGAUGAAAGUGAUUCCUCUAUUGACCUACUGAUUACGAAGAUUUCACCACCAGUAAAAAUUGCCCUGCUUUGUGAAAUAAAGUCCAACUACAUUAAAAUCUGCCCCUUUUACAAAAGCAGCUGGUAUUGCUAAUGGAUGUUCAGUCAGUGAAUUAACAACUACAUCCUUCAUCUCAUUCAGAUACCUCUAAUUUGUGUUGCUUGAUAAAUGACCAUGUUGGAGUGAAUAGAAUGUGGUCAAUAGCUUUUGGGAAAAAAAUUUCAAGAUCUUUGAUUGUAGCAGUAACCUUAUUUGUGCUAUUGCUUUCUUCAUCCUAGAGCACUUUUUGUGGCUCCAGUAGUGACAUUUCAGUGUGUAAAUAAACUGGAACUAUUUUGUCCUAACUUUUUGAAGUAGGUUGGCUGAACAUCUGUCCUGUAACUUGCUCUGUAUGCACAACAUUCAAAGGCUUUCCUUGCAGUGUACAGUUGUUUUGGUGAAGUGAGCAGGUGUUUGAUCAUCAAAUGAGAUCUGUUUAAAUCUUGUUUACAUUCUUAUGUCUGUCAUAUUAUAAAACCAGGACUUUUCUAUUUGUAUAUGGUGGGUGGGAAGUUACUUGUUUUCCCCUUUCUUAAACCACGUUUCCUAGUUAACAUCUAGGGGACAAUUUGGCAUGUGUAAGGGCAACUUUUCUAUGGUGCUGUAUUUUAAUGCCCUUUUUCUGUGAAAGGCAAUCAAGAUCAAAUAAAGGACUCCCUAUUGUGAAACUCCACACUCAAAGCCUUGGACCUUUUCCCCCCCAAGAUCUCUGUAUGCUCCACACAAUGCAGCUUUUGAGCCCCUUUCUGCUUUGUUUCUGCACUUUUUUAAACAACCAAACCUGGAAUUGAAUUUUAUAUUUUGUUGUAUAGUUGUCUUUUCUCCCUUCCCCACUUACUCAAAAGUAGCUGCUACAGGGCAGUUUGCUGAUUUCUGGAAAGCACCACUAUGAGGUGACCACACUGAUGCUGCUAGAUUGGAGGGGGGGGGGGAGAAAGGGGGUAGACACCUAUAAAAUGGGUGUAUAAUUUGGGGGAAAUGGUGUAUUCUCCAUGGUCUUUGUAAUGUUAAGUAGGAUUCUGUGGUAGCAUUCUUUUUGUUUUGACUAGCUUCUGAGUUGGACACACAUCACAUUGGAUAUUUACAUGUUUUUUAUUGUAUGCUUGUGACUAUUUUAAUACACUUUUUCCAUUA
This is a messenger RNA of Heteronotia binoei (common prickly gecko), 5463 nucleotides long. It is a transcript of the gene MPZL1, whose product is annotated as myelin protein zero like 1. The record is from RefSeq and is a predicted model, not a curated record. Gene Ontology annotation, cellular component: focal adhesion; cell surface; membrane. Bases 83 to 1051 code for a protein of 322 amino acids. Lineage: Eukaryota; Metazoa; Chordata; Lepidosauria; Squamata; Gekkonidae. The transcript is spliced from 6 exons.